Molecule: messenger RNA, 1113 nt
Organism: Coffea arabica (coffee)
Lineage: Eukaryota; Viridiplantae; Streptophyta; Magnoliopsida; Gentianales; Rubiaceae
Source: RefSeq, a predicted model, not a curated record
AUGACCCUAAGGAACGGAAAGGAAAUUCAGGGGCCUGAGCCUGUGAUCCCUAAGGACAAGGAUGAAGAAAAAAUCGAAAAUGAGCUUGAGAGGGAGGACAGCAAUGGUGCAAAUCCAAAGGUACUUCCAAACCCAAUAAUUACAGUUAAAACUAACCCGCCUCCUUUCCCUAACAGGUUGGAAAAAUCGAAGAAGCAGGAUAAGGAGAAGGAGAUCCUGGAAGUGUUCCGCAAAGCGAUUGAGGGAAAUGAAAGGGUCAUUGUUGGGGAAAAUGUGUCUACAGUCCUGCAAAGAAAGCUUCCAUCAAAGUGCAAGGACCCAAGUAUGUUUACUAUUCCCUGUAGGAUAGGCAACACUGUGAUUAGACGGGCCAUGUUGGAUCUGGGAGCAUCAAUUAAUGUCAUGCUUAAAUCUAUCUAUGCUUCUCUAAAACUAGGUUCAUUAAAAGAAAUUGGGAUAAUCAUUCAAUUAGCUGACCGAACUAAUGCAUAUCCUGAUGGAUUGGUUGAAAAUGUGUUGGUAAAAGUUAUUGAUUUGGUGUUUCCAACUGAUUUUUAUGUACUUGAUAUAGAUGAUGAUCACUCACCCGAUCCCUCACCUUUGUUAUUAGGUAGACCCUUUAUGAGUACAGCACAAACAAAAAUUGAUGUUAAUAGGGGUACGUUGUCCAUGAAGUUUGAUGGGGAGAUUGUGCAUUUUAAUAUCUUUGAUACUAUGAAAUAUCCCUCAAACUCUAACUUUAAUUCUAUUUUUUCUGUGAGUGCUGUUGACCCUGCGGUACGGGAAGUGUUUGAAACUGUUUGCAGGGAUGAAUUGGAAGUUGCUUUAACCAAGCAUCUCGAGUUGGAAACAAUUCCUGAGAUAGAGUGGAGUGAAGAUCUGAAAUGCACAAUAGGGGCAUUACACUCAUUGCCAACCUCCACAAAAAGGUACGAAAUUUCACCUAUAUUCAUUCUCGAAUCUCAUCAAAGGGUAUUACCAUCGGUGGUGCAGGCACCCGUAUUGGAGUUGGAACCCCUACUGGAGCAUUUGAAAUAUGCGUAUCUGGACGACAAUGAAACAUUUCAAAUAUUAUCUCAACUGCACUCUCGAAAACUCAAGAGAAGAAGUUGA